AAAAGUUUCUCAGCUGAACGCCGGACGGCGGAUACUCCGGAUCUAUUGAGCUACGGCUCUCCAAUUCUCCGGUUCUCACGCUAAAAAUGACAAGCAGGGAAUAGUCGGCUUUGGUGUACGGAUUUCGGUUGAGUUACAAAACGGAAUUUGUUGUUUUUUUUCUGAGAGAAAACGUUUGAAGGGGGAAAAGUUGGGAAAACAAGACGAACAGAGCCUCCGUCACGGAGCAGGAUGAGCAAAGUGCUCACGAUGGAAUACACGGUUUGUCUUCUCGUGCUAGCUCUGAGUGUGGUGGGCAGUGGGGCAGCUGAGCUCGGUAUCCACUUGAACCUGACGGCCAAGCAGCAAGUGUGUCUGGAGAACCAGCAGUAUCCACACAAUGGCUUCUGCUGCAAAAACUGCGAGGCUGGCACCUACGUGAAGGAGAAAUGCACCGUGGAUUUGGAGAAGGGAACAUGCGAACGAUGCAAGGACGGCACCUACGCCGAGCACCCGACUGGCAUGGAGCAGUGCCUUCAGUGCAGCCAGUGUCCUGCAGGUCAGAUAAUAACAGAGACGUGCACAAACACGAGGGACACUAAGUGCGAGUGCAAACCCGGCACUUUCUGUCUGCCCGAUGAGCCCUGUGAAGUGUGCAAAAAGUGCACUAGGUGCAAAUCAGAUGAGAUUGAGGAGCAGGCGUGCACCCCGACCUCCAACACAAAGUGCAAAAAACGUACAAUAUCACCUAACGAAACAACUAUUUCAACCACAGUCUCACCUGUACCCAGCAACAAUAACAAUGGCACCAUAGGAGCUGUUGUGGCUGUAGUGCUUCUAAUCUGUCUUUUUGUGGUCGUUUUUCUGGUUUGGAGAUUGAGACGGCCCUGCAGAAAACAAGGAAGCCCAGGGGCUCAAAAUAAUGAAGUGAAGAUUCCAAUCGACGGCGUUAGUGUCCCUACCCCCGAGGAGUGCGAGAACAGCCGUAACGCAGGAUUGGAGGAGGCUGAGCUGCCACGCACCGAGUCUCGUCCCCUGCUGCAGGAGACGAAUAUCCCGGGGUGUAAAAGCAUCCCUGUGGAAGAUGAGGACAGAGGACUUGGGGACAGCCUACCUAACACCACCAGCUCCUCCCAGACCAGUCUAUCAGCUCUCCCAGUGAACGUGGCACUUCCUGUCUCAGAUCAUUGUGCAAGGGAGGUGGAGUCCUGGGCCAGGGAGGAUGGCACACCCAGAAGACUCAUUCCAUUACUUGCUGAGGAGGUGUCUCUAAGCAAGAGCUUCGACCUGUUCGACGUUCUGGAUGUGCGCGUGCACAACAAGUUCUUCCGCAGCAUCGGCGUAACCGACAACGCCAUCAAACACGCGGAGUCGCACAACGCCAGCGACAAGGUGUACGAACUGUUGCGCGUGUGGAUGCAGCGCGAAGGACUCCGCGCCAACAUCAACCACCUCUUGCAGGCGCUGUUGGACCUCGACCAGCGCUACUCGGCGGAGCAGAUCGCUUCCCGCUCGGUCGAGCGCGGCUACUACAAAUACGAGUGAUGGACUUUGUGAAGUGGAAAGUAUCGUGUCUUUCCGUUUUCGUACAAUGGACUGAAGGUGCAAGUGUUGUUCACGACGAGCUGAUUAGCAUCAACAAAAAAACAAACAAACCCAGACUUGUGAACUAAAACAAGCAGCUUGGCAUUCGAGUGUCACUUGGCGGAGCUAGAAUGAUUUUUAAUUGGGUGUUUUUUUUUUUUUACGCUGCUGUAGCUGAACAGAUCAUUAUGCCUUCCAUUACCUCUUAAGCCUCAUUUUAAGAAAAUAGAAAAAAAAAAGUAAACAAAAAAAAAUUGUACUGCCGAAAUACAAAGUUGCACACAAGAUUCGCGGAGAAGACACUUAGUUCAGCUCUUCUUUCGUCCACACGUGUGCACCGAUAUCCUGCAGACAGUCACUGCUAACGUCGUAGCAACGUUUUGUGCUUUUACGAACCAAAUGCCGGGCUGUGCGUAAAAAUCCAUGCUACGGUGAGGGUUAGUCAUCGAGAGCAGCCUGGUGUGAGGAAGAAAAUGAUGUGUUUGAGUCAGCCAGAGCGCAGAGUCGGCCUUUGUUUGUUUGUAGCAACUUUUAUUGGCUUUAUUGAAGCCAACACUGGACUCAGCGAAGAUUUCACGCUAGGUAACGGCGUGGCUUCGUCUAAAAAUUGUGCACUGGCAUCAGGCUUUUUGGAUUUUUUUAAUCUACAGGUUGGAAAUUGUUUGGGGUUUUUUUGUUUUUUUUCCUUGCAGUGACGGCCACAAAAUUAGCUGUAAUUAUAGUGGACAAAUGCUCAGUUCUGACUAAUUGGGUUUUUGUGCAAUUGAAACUACAGGCAGUCGAACCCCUAGAUGACACUACAUGCUACUAAGACUGUUGUCAUGUUUUUCCAUUGUUCAUUGAUAUGGUGAAAUGGAGGAAGGAAGGGGACACAAAGACGAUUUGUGCUUUGACACAAGUCAAGGCCUUCAAGCUUUCGACCAUAGACUCGCCAAUGCGACACAACUAUGGUUCAUCAGAAAGAAUUUAUUUGUGACAGUAGUAGACAAAAAGAUCGAUUUCUACAGUCACGGUUUUAGAGAUAACAUACUGUUUGCUACGGAAAUGUCACCCUCUGAAGGACAUAUUCCGCUCCCUUGAACAACAACUCAGUGUCUUUUUUUUUAUUUUAUUUUUUUUGGAGAAAAAAACAAAACAAAACAAAAUCUGUCGGUUACAAACACCUCUUCAUCCAUUUCCAUUUCCUUAUUUAUGUAGAAUUUCGAAUAUUUAUUUGUCAUAAUAGAUCUAUGUGUCAUUAUUUAUACCUGCUAACUAUAUUCAAGUGUGUCAUUUUGUGUGUUUGUUUGUUUGUUUGUUUGUUUUUUCGCCUUGCAGUGUAAGGCACUACAGAUGCGACAAGUGGCCAAAAGCCUGGCACAAGUGCCUACAUUUCCAAGGGGCCUAACAAGGGGCCACACUGCUCCUUUUCAUAAAAAACAAAAAACCCACAAAACCAAGAACUUUCUUUAAUACUUUCAACUUGCAUUAGAGUAAACCAUGGAUGUGUUGGUACGUUUUUUUUUUGUUGUUGUUGUUGUUGUUUGGUUUUUUUGUUCUCAAUGAAAGAUGAAGCUCUUUCCUCACAUCAAGAUUUCAUUUCUUUUUGGCCUGAGUUGUAUAGAGUCACAGAACCAACCAAUUUAAAAUGUGAGAAAAGAAUUGCGAAAUAGUGAGAAUGAAGUGGCGUCCUACAAACCUGAAGGAACAAACUGACCGCUGAAUGAAUUCAUAUUAUAAGGUUACACUCGGUGUGAAGUUAUUGUAAUUUGAUACCCAAUUUAUAAAGAAUUUUUUAUAUAUAUAAAGUAUAAUGAUGCUGUUACAGAACACAGAGUUAGAAUUAUUUAUUGAUCACUGCUUCAUGGAAAACGUCUCUCUCUAUAUAUAGAUCACUACCUACGUGUGAUCAACUUAGUAAAUCAACUUAGACCUUUGACUCAGCUAUGGACUGAGCAUCAUAGCUGUAUAAACUCGAGUGUAUUCUCUAAACGGAAACAAAAGACUCAAGUGUUCGUUCAGCUCAUAUACCAGUGCAGGCACUGCCACCUAGCGUUUUCAAAAAAUAUAUAUUGUUCUAAUAUGGAUUGAUACAGUCUGGUCCAAAAGUGUAUUGUCUGACUAUCUUUCACAAAACACCUUUAAGUUUAAAACAUUUGAACUAGACAUGCAUCAAUUUCAAGGGACCUGUUUUUGUUUUUUUUUUUUCAUCUUUUCUCUCUUCAUGCACUUGUAGAGUUUUUUUUUUAAUUACUAUUAUUUUGUUACACAGAGAAAUCAUUCAGUAGAUAAGCUCAAUUUGUUUUCUGUAUUAUUUCCUUUAGUCAUAGUUCAGCUUUAUUUCUUUUAACACCUGUUUUCUCUUCCUACAUUUGCUCACCCCACGUUUCGCUUUCCAGUAUCAUAGAAGCAAAUGUAUUGGCCCACUUUUGUUUGCUCUUUAACAGUUGUAAAGUAUUUGCUGUUGCAAAUGCAUUUGUAGAUUGAUUUAAUUUUGAAAUAAAUAUUUCUUACUAAA
Molecule: messenger RNA, 4060 nt
Organism: Silurus meridionalis
Lineage: Eukaryota; Metazoa; Chordata; Actinopteri; Siluriformes; Siluridae
Gene: tnfrsfa
Product: tumor necrosis factor receptor superfamily, member a
Exons: 10
Coding region: 232-1524 (430 amino acids)
Biological process (GO): TRAIL-activated apoptotic signaling pathway; positive regulation of apoptotic process
Cellular component (GO): cell surface; plasma membrane
Molecular function (GO): protein binding
Source: RefSeq, a predicted model, not a curated record